Messenger RNA from Cyphellophora europaea CBS 101466, 411 nucleotides. RefSeq lists its product as uncharacterized. The record is from RefSeq and is a predicted model, not a curated record. Bases 1 to 411 code for a protein of 136 amino acids. NCBI's taxonomy places the organism in Eukaryota, Fungi, Ascomycota, Eurotiomycetes, Chaetothyriales, Cyphellophoraceae. The transcript has 2 exons.
AUGGCGUCCGCCUCUUCCGCGGAGCCCAUGUCAUGGACACCCAUCGACCUCACAGACAAGCACGAUGAGUUCCCGCACCCAGCCGCGAAACGCGCCCAGGUGCAGCCCACGGGCACCGACUUUAGCAAGUCCCCUUUGAGGUGCAUGUAUGAAUGCCAGCGCAAAGGAUGGACAGGCCAAUGCAUCCGCACGCUAGCGGAGGAGAACAAGUGCAUCAACCGCAUGUUCAGCGGAAGCGAGUCGGUCGGGCCGGACAAGGGCCUGUCUUGCACCAUGUACAUGAACUCGGGCUGCAAGGGCGAUUCGGAGGAUGGGUUCAGAUACCCCGGGUGGGACAAGGACUGGAGCGUCGAUCCGUGGCGAGGGGUUUUCAAGAGCGCACCGAAGAGUUGGAAAUGCAAGUUUGAGUAG